This is a messenger RNA of Gregarina niphandrodes, 642 nucleotides long. Its product is annotated as splicing factor 3B subunit. The transcript has a single exon. Gene Ontology annotation, cellular component: U12-type spliceosomal complex; nucleolus. Gene Ontology annotation, biological process: positive regulation of mRNA splicing, via spliceosome. Bases 1 to 642 code for a protein of 213 amino acids. Gene Ontology annotation, molecular function: RNA binding. NCBI's taxonomy places the organism in Eukaryota, Apicomplexa, Conoidasida, Eugregarinorida, Gregarinidae. The record is from RefSeq and is a predicted model, not a curated record.
AUGUAUGGUGGAGGGGAUGGCAUAAAUCCGUUGUAUGAGCGUAAUCAAGAGGCCACAUUAUACGCGGGGAACCUAGAUAGACGAGUUAGUGAGGAUGUAUUGUGGGAGUUAUGCAUCCAAGCGGGGCCCGUGAAACAUGUGCAUGUGCCCCGAGAUAAAAUUACUGGACAGCACCAAGGAUAUGGCUUUAUAGAAUACGAGCAAGAAGUGGAUGCGGAGUAUGCAAUUCGAAUUUUCAGUACGACUUGUCUGUAUGGGAAGCCGUUGCGGCUGAACAAAGCAGCCCAAGAUAAAAAGAUGUUCGAAGUGGGUGCCAAUCUCUUCGUAGGCAAUUUAGCGCCACAGGUCGAUGAACGGAAAUUGUUCGAGACAUUCGCCGCCUUCGGAAACGUCACCAGCGCCAAGAUUAUGAAGGAUCCAGAAACCAGCGAGUCCAGGGGCUUCGGCUUCAUCAGCUACGACAACUUCCAGUCGGCAGAUUCCGCUAUAAAAACGCUCAGCGGACAGUUCCUAAGCGACAAACAAAUCACUGUUACCUACGCAUUCAAAAAAGACUCGCAAGAACGACAUGGCUCUGCCGCGGAACGACUGAUAGCAGAACACCGACGAUCGUCGCCCCUCUUUUCCUUUAACCAAUCAUAA